Propithecus coquereli (Coquerel's sifaka) is the source of this 1063-nucleotide messenger RNA. It is a transcript of the gene EVA1B, whose product is annotated as eva-1 homolog B (C. elegans). The transcript is spliced from 2 exons. The record is from RefSeq and is a predicted model, not a curated record. The coding region runs from base 315 to 818 and encodes 167 amino acids. Lineage: Eukaryota; Metazoa; Chordata; Mammalia; Primates; Indriidae.
GUGUCCCCCAUCCCGCUCCCAGACGGCAGAGCCGGGCCUCACUCUGGGACCCCCACCAAGGGAGCGGGGGCUCCUGCGGCCCAAUGGGGGGCUCCGCGGGGUCGAGGGGCGUCGGCGCCCGGGGAAGGGUUCCCCCCGACAGGGCCCGGGUCUGCAACGAAGGCAGAGAACGACUCUCCAGGGCGGAACCGGCCGCUCCUCCGGGGAGACCAGCAGCCCCGAGGAGGAAGCGGGUCAGGGGCAGCUCUGGGUCGGGGGAAGGACCUGACCUUGCCGGCCUCGCAGGCUGACAGGGGAGCUGCCCCCCAAGCAGCAUGGACGCCCCCCGCAGGGACAUGGAGCUGCUCAGCAACAGCCUGGCGGCCUACGCACACAUCCGCGCUAACCCUGAGAGCCUCGGCCUCUACUUCGUGCUGGGCGUCUGCUUCGGCCUGCUGCUGACCCUGUGCCUCCUGGUCAUCAGUAUCUCGUGCGCGCCCCACCCGCGGCCCCGGGGCCCAGCUCUGCGCCGGGGCGCCCGCAGCAGCACCCUGGAGCCCGAGGACGACGACGACGAGGAGGAGGAGGAGGACACAGUGACGCGGCUGGGCCCCGACGACACUCUGCCAGGCCCUGAGCUGUCGGCGGAUCCCGACGGGCCUCUCAGCGUCAACGUCUUCACGUCCGCCGAGGAGCUGGAGCGGGCGCAGCGGCUGGAGGAGCGCGAGCGGAUCCUGCGGGAGAUCUGGCGCACCGGGCAGCCGGACCUGCUGGGCAGCGGCACGCUGGGGCCCAGCCCCACGGCCACCGGCACCCUGGGCCGCAUGCAUUAUUACUGACCGCCCGGCUCCCAGUGCAAGGCGCUCUGGAAGCUGGACAUGCGAAUGAGCCAGAGCUGCCCCCGGACUUUCGGACCGCCCCGCCCCCACGGCUCCCCUGGUGCUAUUGGGCAUGGACAGCCACCCUCAGAGAGGCACGCUUCCCAGUCCUGCCAUUAGAACCCCGGGGCGGGAUGCAGGGGCCCCACCCCUCUCUGGGGGACGAGGAAGAGGUGAAGGGACCAAUGAAAGCUGCAUUCUCAGUG